Molecule: messenger RNA, 951 nt
Organism: Dichomitus squalens LYAD-421 SS1
Lineage: Eukaryota; Fungi; Basidiomycota; Agaricomycetes; Polyporales; Polyporaceae
Product: RTA1-domain-containing protein
Exons: 10
Coding region: 1-951 (316 amino acids)
Cellular component (GO): fungal-type vacuole; plasma membrane
Source: RefSeq, a predicted model, not a curated record
AUGAGCUCCAACCUAGGCAAUGAUGCUGACCCUGAGUACGACUCACACGGCAACCUCAUCUCACCGUUCUACGGUUAUAUGCCCACCCAGUGGGUGUGCUACAUUUUCGCCGUUCUCUUCACCCUGUCUACCCUGCUCCACUUCGGGCAAGCCAUCCGGUAUCGUGCUUGGUGGCUUCUAGCGACGGUGGUUCUUGCGGGUGUCGGCGAGAUGAUCGGUUGGGGUGGGCGGCUGUGGUCGACGUUCCAGCCGCUUGCUGAGAAUCCGUACAUGAUACAAAUUGUCUGUACCAUCGUUGCCCCCACGCCGCUCAUUGGUGCCAUCUUCAUCUCGUUCGGUCGGCUGUCCACUCAUCUUGGACCGCAAUAUAGUCGUCUCAGCGCCCGCCUUUACUCUAGAAUUUUCUUUACGGCUGACUUCGUCGCACUGCUGGUCCAGUCUGCCGGCGGUGGAAUCGCCGCUACUGCCGACGACAGUAAAACCGGUCAAUUGGGAUCCAAUAUCAUGCUUGCUGGGAUUGUAUUCCAGCUAGUGUCUCUGUCGAUAUUCUGCAUCCUAGCGAUAGAGUAUUUCAUUCGGUACUUCAAGGAGAAUCCCGCAAGGCCACUCUUGCUCAACAACAUCUCGAACGAGUCGGUUGUGGAACAUUUCAAUCACCCUCCCAUGGACCCCGCGGCGAAGCUUUUGGUUGUUGGCCUUUUCUCCCAGUCGCUCUUCCUUUUUAUACGCUCCAUCUACCGUACUAUUGAGCUUUCAGAUGGAUUCCACGGUCGCAUCAUUAGAACCGAGGUCUACUUCAACGUCCUUGAUGGCGCCAUGGUUGUGUUGGCAAUGUUCUCACUGAACUUCUUCCACCCCGCUCGUCUCCUUAAGAAAUUGGAUGAGCGGUUCACGGCUGGAUCGACGGUCCGUAUGACGUCCAAGAACAUCUACUCUCAGGAAUCCGUCUGA